Molecule: messenger RNA, 846 nt
Organism: Caenorhabditis bovis
Lineage: Eukaryota; Metazoa; Nematoda; Chromadorea; Rhabditida; Rhabditidae
Source: the annotation of a GenBank genome assembly
AUGUCAGCUCGUGUGGCUGGCUAUGCGGCCAUCGCGUUUUCGAUCUCCUCGUUGAUUCUUGUCGCCUUGUUUGUACCAACGCUUUAUGAUAAAGUCAACAACAUUACCGGAGAGCUUUAUGAUGAUAUGAGCGAAUUCCGGGAUCUUCACAACGAGGUGUGGUCGAAUAUGCGGGGAGAGUCGUUUGGAGGCUCGAUUGUUCCAUUCGCCCGCAAGAAGAGACAGACAAGCAGACCUGGCGAAUGCUUGUGCAAUUCAAAUAACGAGUGCCCAGCUGGACCGGCUGGACCUCCAGGAACCCCAGGACAGGAUGGAACUCCUGGACAUCCAGGAGAGCCUGGCGCUCCUGGACUCCCAGGACAUUAUCCAGCUAUCAAUAUGGACGCCCACCAACAAUGCCGCAUGUGCCCACCAGGUCCACCAGGAUAUCCGGGACCAGCUGGACCACCAGGAGCUCCAGGAGAUAAGGGCAACGAUGGUGUUCCAGGACUCAAGGGACCAGACGGUCAUCCAGGUCAUCCAGGAAAUCCAGGAUACGGUGGAGAACCGGGAGCACCAGGAAAGAACGGAGAACCAGGAGAGAAGGGACGCGACGGGCAGAAAGGAUCGAAAGGUGCACCGGGACCUGCUGGACCACCUGGACCAUCCGGACAGCCAGGAUUCCCGGGACAAGCUGGAAACGACGGUAAUCAAGGUGUUCCGGGAAUCCAAGGACCACCAGGAUCGCCAGGAGAAGACGGAGCUCCGGGAGCCCCUGGAUUCGAUGGCCAACAAGGACCAACUGGAUCCCCAGGAGAGGAUGCAAACUACUGCAAAUGCCCACCAAGAUCAAAACUUUCUCGUUAG